This is a messenger RNA of Manduca sexta (tobacco hornworm), 7976 nucleotides long. RefSeq lists its product as uncharacterized. Bases 233 to 1417 code for a protein of 394 amino acids. The transcript is spliced from 9 exons. The record is from RefSeq and is a predicted model, not a curated record. NCBI's taxonomy places the organism in Eukaryota, Metazoa, Arthropoda, Insecta, Lepidoptera, Sphingidae.
GACUCGUAAACAAGCUCGACAUUAUUGUCGUUCAUACAUAAUGUACUCGGGGACAAUGCAUCAGGCGCAUGAUAGUGACGUAUCCUUGGCGCACUCCUCUCCUCCGGGGUAUAUUAGUAAGAUUACAAUGUGAGAGCGCUCAGUGCAAGCCGCGCCGCCGUCCGCCGAGCCGUCGCCGCCCACGCCGUGCCGCGCCUCAACCUCACCGACUCCUACUUUAUUCACAAACGAUAUGAGGGAGACCAACGGAUACGUGAUGAGCGAGCGGCUGCAGAGCCGGCGACAGUCGGUGCCCGUCAUAUACGUGCGCGGUUCGCACUACGAUGUCGGAUUCGACGUGGGCCGCACCUUAGGCGCCCUCAUCAAGACCUACAUCGCUACCUCCGAGACGCUGCGCCAACUGGAGCGGGAGUACAAGACCGACGCUGGCCGGCAAGCGUAUGAGAAGACGUUGGCGAACAUGAAGAAACGGUUCCCCUACUACGUAAAGGAGAUCCAGGGUGUCGCCGAGGGUGCCAACGUGGCUUUCCAUCACCUGUUUCUGCUACAACUGGACGACAUAAUCCUGACGAUCAACGACAACCAUGUACCUCGAAAUGACACCGGCGGCUGCAGCUCCGUCGCUUUCAAAAACGAACACAAUAUCAUCCUGGGACACACGGAAGACGCCGCCACGGAGAUACUGAACCAUUUCUACAUCAUGUCAGCUCACAUAAUCCCCACUAAGGAAGACAGGGAACACGGGGCAGUGGAAGAGCGAUUCACGUCCCUGUGCUACGCAGGACAGAUGCCCGGAUACACCAUGGGCUUCAACCAGAACGGGCUAGUGUUCUCCAUCAACACCCUCAGCCCGCUACUUCUCAAACCUGGCAAUACACCUCGCACAUUCAUCACCAGGAAACUGCUGACAGCAAAGAACUUCAGAAAUGCUGAGAAGAUUCUCCGUGACGAGGGGCUCGGCAUCGGCAACGGGUUCUCCGUCAACAUGCUGUGGUCUGACGCGUGGGGCGACGUGCAGAUCUACAACGUAGAGGUGGCUCCCGACCUAAAGGCGGACCGCUCCAUCAUCGGCGUCAGGAAGUUUGAUAAGGACCCGCUGGUGCAUUGCAAUAAGUACGAGCACCUGAAGGUGACAGAAGUAACGGGCCCCAUCAUCGCGAGCAGCAACUCCCGGCUGAAGGCCAUUCGAAGCCACCCAACGCCGGCUUCAAAGGAAGAUGUCUGCAGCAUUCUGUCCGACACCACCAGCAAGGAUUUCCAAGUCUUCAGCCAGGAGAAGGAUGCCUUUAUCAAGACUAUUGCCGCUGCUAUAUUUGACGUGGACAAGCGCACUUGGAGCAUCUACAUCGAUAAACCCGAAGAGUCCGAGCCGGUGGCAGUAUUGCCCAUCAGGUUCGCCAAUUUCUACGCUGAUUAAACCAAAUCACCUUCAAUAAGUAGAGUUAGAUAUACCUCAUGAUUAGACUAGGAUCUGGUGAAAUCUAGCUUAGAUGUGAUGACACCAGUGGUAGCUUGAGGAUUUCCUUUUACAUAUUAUAUUUACAUUUGUCAUUCGGCUUUAAAAUUUAAGUUAAUGUAUAAGUAACAAAGCUGUGUUUAGAACAACUUGAAAAAGUAAACACGAUACAUUUUAUAUAUUUGGUAUUUUUAAAAGUAUUGUCCGAUAUAAAAUCCAAACUCCAAGUUCAAAUUAACCAAUUAUUUGUUAUCUUCCAAUAUAAUAUCAGAUUUCUCUAAGCUACUACUGGUCCCAUCACUACAAUAUAUUAAUUUAAGUGCAUUUCAUAUUAAUUAUUAAUAUUUUGUGUUAGUAAUUAUAUAACUUUUAGUGCUUUAACGAAUAUCGAAUUUACAUUCUUAUUCACUAAUUGCGCAUUUUUCCCAUUCGCAAAUUGUAAUAAAUUUAGUGAAUUUCGUUUUGAAUAAACUAAAAAUUAGUCAAUUCAUGUAAUUUGCCAUUAAUUUAUUGAAAUUAUUCAAUAUCGGCUUUAUGUUAUAUCCCGGAUAUUUAUCAGCGCACGAUCAAACUAAUAUUUGUGACCGUAUAUUUAUGUCCUUAAUAAGUAAAAUUAUUCUCGCAUUCGCAAAUAAUAACGAUGUACAUUCGCAUUCUGCGCUUUAUAUUACAAUAUAUAAAUCCAUUAUUCUUUAGAUGAGUAGUCCUCGUGUAAGUAUGUGCUAUAUUCUACAUUAUUAGUAUCAUCCUUUAGCGGCAUGUUGUACGAAAUUAGGUAAUGUGUGGAUUAAAUUAGUUUAAUUAAGUAAUAGUAUAACUAACCCGGGUGCUGAUUCCAUUAGUAUCGUAUGCUGCUCCUUCACUGAACUCGAGCAUCCCACCCAACUUGAGACCUUCCUCGGGCCAAACGGUCUUGAGCAAUCGUUCCAUGAAUUUUCGACAGACAAGUUACGGCGUUGAAUAUGCAAUAAUUUCUCUAAAAAUAUUUUUUAUUUUUUUUGUAAUUUUCAUGACCAAAAUAUUCCUUAUUAAAUUGUCUAUUUAAUAAUAUUAGUUGCAAAUAGCAAUUGAUGUGUACUUUAGAAAGAGAUGUACGGAAUCAAUAAUUUCAUGGCCUUUUUAUUGUGAAAUUAAUUAGACAAUAUCCACAUUAAGUAUACAAUAUUUGAAACAACCAAAGUAAAGAUAACAUUAUUGUAGAAAUACAUGUGUUUAAUUAUUUCUCUAUGUUUUAUAAAUUUCGAGCAACCUGCUUCCAAAAAUACGGCUGUCGCACCGUUUUGCUGGGCAAAGCGUCUUAAAGCGUGCUAAUCUAAAUACCAACUACCAAAAUAAAAAAAAAUCAUGGAUGAAAAGCGAAAUGCUGCGGAUAUAUUUGGCGUAAUAACAAAUCUAGUGUUGUCGCUUGAGACAACAUCUACGAGAAGUAAAAAUGCUAUCUAACUACAUGCAAAUGUAUACCGCUAUAUACAUACUGAUUCAUUAAACAUCAAUAGAUUUGGGCUUGCAUUUUUUACUACUGGACCUACGCUAGACUUCUUAUUUUUAAAUAUUUCUCGCCAUAGAUUAACAUCCACAAAUGAAAUUGGCACCCGGUGCUUGUAGAUUAAUAAUUAAAAUAAACAUUUAUAAAUGUUUAAAUUUCAUUAUGGCUGUUUAGAUUUAAGACUAAAAUGCACUGUGACUCUAGUGUGAAGUUGACUGUUAACUAUUUAUAUACCCAUAUAUGCAUAACUGCGAAGGGUAAGAGUGGGGUUUGCUCACACUACAAACAUCUUGUUCCCCCUUUUAAAAAGACUCAGGCUUGCAGGGGUCUCUGUGGAAGGUGCUUUCAUUGAAAUCGUGUUUAUGCUACUGUCAGCUGCCCUGCAAGAAAAAAUGCUACGUCAAUAAAUAACUAGUGCAAAUAUUGUGCACUAUGAGACAACAUCAGACAUCUCAUGACGAGCGCAGUUAAGUACCAAACGGGUUCUUGCAAUUGAAAAUGUUAAGCGAUGUUGCCACUUUUAUAGUAUUAACGGUAGCACCAAAACAGCCGGUCUUAAUAUCCCACUAACAGAUUAUCUACCAUCAAUUGGAAUGCUUAUUUUUGGUAGUUAUAUCGUUACUAUAAACUAAGAUAGAUAAGGAUACUUUAUCCGUGAACUUUGGCUAUCUAUCGGAGGGUCGAAUAGUGUCACUGUUGUGUUUCGUUUUUGCCAAAAUUAACAUAGAGCUAUUGAUCAUCGUUAUAAUAAUCUAUGCAGUAUGUUACUUAAAUAGCUUUAUGUAAAAUGCAAUGUAAUAAUAUUAAAAAUAAUUAUAAUGGAAAACAUCAAAGUAUUAAAUAUUUUUUAAAACAUAACUUUACUAGUACGCUUUUCGGUAGCCCUUUAGUCAAAGGGCCGUAAUCCCAAACGUACAAUGUCAUCUUGUGUAAUUCUCAUAACCUCUUUUGCACCGUCACAGGCAAACUCACACUAGAGAUAUUGUUGUUGUUAAUUUUAAUACGAACAGAGGCGCAGGUAAUCCUAGUUUCUUGUUAAUACAUUUUAUAUUAUUUUUAAACAUCUGCUUUGCUCACUACAUGAUUAGAGAUGUGUAUCCUACGAAAAUGCUGUUCGUUUUCACCAACAUGGUGACCUUACGUUGUCAAAUACAGCUCUUAGAAGUUACGUUUCACCAAUAAUAAAACGAAGCCACGUAGAUGAAAGCGAGGUAUGAAAUUAACUAUUACAGAUGGAGUAUUGAGUUAUUCUUUUUCCAAAAAGCAGUGGCCGUUAAUGUCUUAAUGUUGGUGAAUAUGCACAAGUUGGGAUACACUAGAUUACUUAUAGAAAGGUAUUGUUUUUCUAUUUUUAUGUUAUAGUUAUGAUAGUUGUAAUGCCCAGUAGCUAACAUCAGGUUAGCCUCCGGUGGCCAUCAUAGUUUAAUUGGAAAUCUACUACUUAAAUACUAUACGUUAGAACUACGCGUAGUUUAUCAAAUGUCAUAGAUAUAGAUAUUUAGAUAUGUCCUUGAGCCUAGUAGAUAAUAUCUCCAUGGAUAUAUCUGACCAGACGUUGAUUUUAGUAAUGAGUCCACUGUCAACUGUGUUCAGCUUGCUUUUUUUAGUUUUACGUUAAUAACGUCACUCUGUGGUUGUUUCUCUUCUCGUAGUUAUCAAGUCUGUUUUCAUCAACCUUUUCUUAUACGAAGUAACAAUACGUUACAAUAGUUCUUUAAAGUAAUAAUAUUAUGGUCUAAAUUGUUAUGGUAGUAUAUUUGUACUCGCCCGGAUACCGACCGCCGUAUACAAAGUAAAAUCCGCUUUAGUGACCCAUGAAGAUGUGUCUCGUCCCAGAAUGUGUAUAUCCGGUUUCAAAAACGCCGGCACUAUUGUGUUGCUAGCGAGGGUUAACCAUCGUUCGUUCAUGUCUAGACCCCACUCCACUUACCACCAGGUGCAGUGUGGUUGGUCAUUUUGCCAUGCGAAUAUAAAAGAAGUCAAGAUAAAGGUUGAUGAAAGCAGGUGUUCGCGUUGCGGGUUUUAGUUAUCGUCCUUUUUCAUUGUUUAUAGUUCUUUGUUAUUGUUUAAAUGUGUUCUACAAUAGUUUUUGUUCGUGGCCCCGCCCGCGUUUAUGUUCGUUCAUCAAUAAAUAGUAGCGUAUAGUACUCACAGACAAUUAGCUUCAUAUUAGUGAAAAACAAAUUCAAAACCGUAACAGUAGUUAUAAAGAUAACCCCCCUCUCCCCACUUCUAAACUAACAAACAAACUUUACCUCUUUAGGCGUAAUUUUAGUAUAGAUUUAUGUUUUAACGAGCAGUGCAAAACGUCCAUUACGUUCUAUAAGACUAUAAUAUUUAGUAACUGUAGAUGAAAUUAAAACAUGUUGAAUAGGAUGCAAGGAAUAGAUAGAUAUGAAAACUAAAUUGGGGUGAUAACCAGAUGAAACGAUUUAAAUGUAAAAUUAUCGGUAAAAAUACGUAAUAAUUAUAACUACUAAGUACUCUAUGAGUUCUUUAGUUAAGUAGCUCCAUCUGGUAAUUAUUUCUGUAUUAAUAAACGAACCUCACCUUUGAGUAGACUCUUAAGUAGACGCUUAAGGCAUUGAAAUAUUUAAUAAACAAAACUUGAGUUGUCGUUUGCGCGCCUGUCAUAACCAACUCGAUGCUGUUUAAUAAAAAAAAUCAGCUGUCAAAAUCCGUCACACACUGUGACGUAAUAUAUCAUUUGAGGUGUUAUUGAUAUGUGUUCAGACAUUAUCUUAAGAAGCUGGUUCUAACUUGAUCGUGCUUCAGAACGGAACUGAGUUGAAUCUGUUAAUAUAGCCCUUAAUUUAGUUUCUUUCUCGCCUUAAAUAUCGUUCACUCUAACGUAUUUACACUUAAAAAAUACGAAUUGGCAACCGAACCUAUAAUUAUUUAUUUUUUUAUUUAUUUAUUUGAUUCGGUCUACCAACGGCUUUUACAAUAUUACAUGCUAUUACAUUUCUUAUUAUAAAUAAAUCUUAACUAAAAAUAACAAGCCAACUUAUAGGUAAACACAGCAUGCGAUAAAAUAAUGUUGUUACUUAAAACUAAAUGACAAUAUCGAUAGAAUACAAAAUUGCUCUUAACCAAAACUAAAAGUUAAACAAUGCCUGAACGCUCAACAUGCAUGCAUUAUAGCGUAAUAGGUAGAUUUUUUAAAAUUAUUUUGCUCUUUAUUUAAAAAGUAAUUUUAAGCUUUAAUGUUUGUGUGCGUGAAUGAAAAAUGCGUGGAUAUUUGAGUGUCUGUGUGUGCGUUUGGAUAUGUUAGAGUACGUGAGUAUAAAUGUUUACUUGACUGUAUGAGAGUAUAGUGUGCAUGUAUGUGAGAAACGAGAACAAGAGUGUAUAUGUGUGAGUAGAUGUUAGUAGGUGUUUUUGUUUUGUAUUUUAACAUUAAAUAUUUGUGUUUAAAGUAUUAACCAAAAGAAUGCUAUGUAAGUUAGUUCGCCGAUCGACAGGACUUUUAAAAAUUCUACGUGUUUUUCCACGUCAUAAUCACCAUUUUAAAACUCUAUAUCUACAAUUUUAAAUGGCAUGUCUAAAUAUAUAUAUCUAUGGCAUUAUUUAGUUUUCAGAUUACUAGAGACUAGACUGUCGCCUAUAAUAUUGUAUUAUUCAUGUGCAUGCAAUAGUACUUAAAUAACAUUAUGUAUUAAGGGUCGGUGCACACUGGGAUAUCCCGUUUACGACAGCUUUUUCUAAAAUUCUCGAAACGUGGAUGCCUUGGUUCCAUAUCUUCCCUUUCGGGGAUAAAAAUGUGAUGUGUGUUUUUAUUUUUAUUUUUACCGAAAUACGGUAGUGUUUAGAACAAAUUUUUGCUCGCAGCUGCGCCUCCAAGCCGCUAUAUUUUUUUUAUAUCUCAAUAUAACUUAUUAAAUUUUCUAAAAACCGAGUAAAUAUUUUUAGAAAUUGUUUGACAGUUGGAGGCAUAAAUUAAUAAAGAUAAAAUUAUAUUACGAGGAUGUUUUGUGCCACUAGGAUUUGACAGUAAUUACUCUUCGAAAUUGCAAUAUACUUUUAAAUGUAAGGAUCAAUAAUAGUAAUCAGCCCUUGGACCAAAACAUCAGUUUACAACGUACCCUCUGUCAGUACUCAGUGUGCGAUAGGGUAAUAUUAAAUACGUAUAAUUAUAAUUUAAUAAGGAAGUGAAUGCACUAUCGACGGAAGUUUUGUGAGAGCAUAGCUGUAUUCACUCCCUAUUCUCCUUUCAUGUCUGUUCACCCCUUUAUAUUUCUCUUUUAUAUCAACAUCUUACGUUGGAUAGAAACAACCAAUGUUUAUGUUGUCUCCUUUCAAUACUAAAGUAUUUUAUUAUAAGACAUAGUUACAAGUAUCUUAAUUUGAUUUGUGUUUUAUAGAAUUAUUAUUUUGAUAUUAUUAAGUUUAUUACGCUUUAAGGACUAAAUUAGUAUACAUUUGUCUUUAAGUGAAAUGUCAUAGCAAAAUAAAACACGGUAUACAGUAACGGACGUAUUCAACGUUUUUAGUAACACGGUAAAGUUUUGGUUGUCUAAGUUGGUUACUCUGUCUUAUUUUCCGAGCACUUUGAAUAUUUUGCCCCUUAUUAUUCUACUUAUAAAGUAAAAAAAAGAACUAAAAGGUAAUAAAACUUACCAUUUUUAAAUAAUCUAUAAAGAUUAUUCCAUAACACAUCAAAUAAGACAGAGAGAUCAAACCAAUGAUUAGUUAAGAUUAUUUUUAAAUAUCAUGUAGUAUAUAGCAUAGUUGUAGUACAGCUAUUUUGGACUUGAUAAAUAAGGUUUUUAGUCGUGUUUAUCAACUAACUUGGACCUAUGACGGAGACGCCGUCAACUAAAUCAGAACAAUUUUCCAAAGUCCUUUUGUCGGUAAAAACGACUGUAAAUCGACAUUAUCGAGUAUUAAAUAAAUAUUUGUAUGAAUAACUAAGUUGGGUAGAUAAGUAGAUGGCGCCCCGCAGUGCCUUUGAGUAUCGUAGUGUUGUUAUACCAAAUAUGUCUUGCCUUAUGUAUCAUUAGUAUAGUUUGAAGAAAUAAAUAAUAAAAGUUA